Leguminivora glycinivorella is the source of this 1890-nucleotide messenger RNA. RefSeq names its product phosducin-like protein. Gene Ontology annotation, biological process: regulation of G protein-coupled receptor signaling pathway. The transcript has a single exon. The record is from RefSeq and is a predicted model, not a curated record. Lineage: Eukaryota; Metazoa; Arthropoda; Insecta; Lepidoptera; Tortricidae. Bases 338 to 1141 code for a protein of 267 amino acids.
GAUAAAGUAUAUCACACUAGUGUGCUAAGCCCGCAGAUUUAUUCGAGCCUCUAAUUAAAACGUUGACUUAAUUAAUUGAAUUAAUGUGAAAGGAGAGGGGAGAAAGAGCGUUGCGUUGAUUGAUGCGUUGAAAACGGAAAAAAAACCAAACGUUGCUAAAAAUUACAAAUACAAACAGUUUAGCGCGUGCUUUGCUUUGUAAAGUGGUUGUUGUUUAAUUAAUUUUCCUUUUUACUCAUUGCCCAUUAUAAUCUUGUGGUUUUCCUCGUCGCGUCCGUACUAUAACUAAUUGGUGAGAGAGUUUUGUGUUAAACGUGUGUUGUAAUUAAGUUUUACCAUGGCUACUUUGGACGAUAAAAUCUUGGGUGAGAAGCUGCACAAUUACUGCAGUAGCAGCGAAGAUGAAGGUUCCGACGACGAGGACAGCAGGAGCGGUGAUGAGGAAGGCAAUCCUCCGCCGAAAGCGGAAGCGCCCGAGCCGCCACCCAUCAACAGUUGGUCGGGGUCCGCGAGUAACACGGGCCCUAAAGGCGUCCUGGAGGAUUGGAGGCGCUUCAAACAGCUAGAAGCUGAGAAUCGGAAAGAACUUGAGAAAGAACGCAUCGCUUUGGCCAAGAAAUUGACAUUAACCGUAAAGCCGGAACGCGAAGAGAAACAGGAUAAGGAACUCGAAGUUCUCGAGGACGAGUUGAAUGAAUUAUUGGACGAAGAUUUUCUGCUAAAGUACCAAAAGCAACGGAUGCAAGAACUCAUGGCUCAAAUGAAGAAAACACCCAAAUUUGGUAAGGUCAUUACUCUAAAGAGUCAGGAUGAAUUUCUGAAUUCUAUUGACAAGGAGGACCCAAAAGUGGCAGUCAUCAUUCACAUCUUCAACAACAGUUCAAUUGCUUGCGGGACUAUGGAUGGGUGUCUUAACAUUUUGGCUGCAGAUUACCCGGAGAUCAAAUUCUGUCGCGUUUCUGUGGACAUCACAGGCCUGAGUCGCCAUUUCCGUAUUGAUGGUGUCCCUGCUCUGCUGGUGUACAAAGGUGGCCAAAUAAUUGGUAAUUUUGUGCAACUCGUCACAGAGUUGGGUAAUGAUUUCUUUGCUACCGAUGUUGAGCGUUUUCUUAUAGAAUAUGGAAUGCUUCCAGAGAAGUAGAUUAAUUAUAAAGUAUAGCUUUAAUUUGCAGUGUCAUGUGUUUUGAGAUAUCGGAGUGAAACCUCCUUGCUAUGUAUUUAUGAAGAUAGAAACUCUUCAUUUCACUCCCAGUGGACCAGACGUUAAUUUAUUCAUUUUUUGUCACUUGAUGCUUGAUAUGUGUCAGCCAACUAUGCCUUGUGAAUUUAUAGAGUAAUUAAUUAGGGACUUCAUAGUUUUAGACAUGCUAUGGAUAGUUUGCUAAGGCUGUAACUGUUUUUAUGAAUUUUUCUCUUUAGAUCUGCAAUAUUUUAUUCAAUUGGACCCAGUUUCCAUAUUAUGUUAUUUUACCUAUGAGAAUUGCAAUAUACAAGUAUAAACUUUAUUCUGAAAUGCCAAUGAGGUACCUAUUUGUGUCAACUAUUUAACAAUAGUUUGUGGUUGUUCUACUAUUAAUUAUAAACAGUUCAAGCCUGAAUUAAAUUUUGUACUCUAUUUCUAUAAUAAUUAGACUAAGAUAGCAUUAAUGUGACUAACUUAUUAUGUCGCAAAACAUCCAUGAGUGUACUUACAUUGUAUUAUGCAUUUGUUUACAUAAUUCUGGCAUAGUUUCCUGUUUUAUAACCAUAAUCAUGUUCUAGAGGUAUUAUUAAUGGGCUUCAAUAUAAUAUUUUUCAUGUUUUGUAAUGUUGGAUACAAUUGCAUUUAUUUUAAGGACAAUACAGACAUACUGAAACUUUGUAGUUCCAGUUAAUCUGUAUCUGCCCUUA